Molecule: messenger RNA, 900 nt
Organism: Melopsittacus undulatus (budgerigar)
Lineage: Eukaryota; Metazoa; Chordata; Aves; Psittaciformes; Psittaculidae
Product: sushi, nidogen and EGF-like domain-containing protein 1
Exons: 5
Coding region: 1-900 (299 amino acids)
Biological process (GO): cell-matrix adhesion
Source: RefSeq, a predicted model, not a curated record
AUGUGGACGGCCUUGGCCGCGAGCUGGUUGCCCAGUAGCUCCACGGUACUGGGGAGCCGGAUGGGGACCAGUUGGUUGAUCCCAAUGGAUACGGUGGUGGUGAUGGAGCCGUUGAGGGUGGUGAUGGUGGCGAUGGUGGGUGAGGAUGAGGAGGCAUCAUUGCUCUAUCCCUAUGGCCUGGAGCACCAGGACCACAAGAACCCCAAACUGGAUGAUGGGACAUCAAAGGAGGUCACCCUCAAUGUGCCAUUCACCUUCUAUGGCCGAGAGCACAAAACCCUCUAUGUCAACAACAAUGGGGUGAUCUCCUUUGACACCCGCAUCAACCAGUACACCCCAGACCCGUUCCCAUUGGCCGACGGACGCCCCUUUGUGGCCCCAUAUUGGGCUGAUGUGGACAAUGUGCUUGGGGGAGAUGUGUUCUACCGACAGACCAUGGACCCCACACUCCUGACCCACAUCACCACCGACAUCAACCGGUACUUCCCCACCACCCCAUACACGGCCAUAUGGGCACUGGUGGCUACUUGGGACCGGGUGGCCUAUUAUGGCUCCACCAGCAACAAGGGCAACACCUUCCAAGCCGUCCUCACCACCGACACCAAGAGGUCCUUCAUCAUCCUCAACUAUUGGGAUAUCCAAUGGACUACGGGGGCAGCAAGUGAUGGGGACCCCGAAACGGGGCUUGGUGGGACUCCAGCACAUGCCGGUUUCAACAGUGGAGAUGACACCAACUUCUACAACAUCCCUGGGUCCCAAACUGGAGCCAUCAUCAACAUCACCAUGACCUCCAAUGUCAAUGUACCAGGUCGAUGGGUAUUCCAAGUGGAUGACUUCAAGGUGUUGGGGGUCCCCACUGAGGACCCCAAAGGCUCUGGGAACAAUGGGUGUUGGUUGUAA